Molecule: messenger RNA, 225 nt
Organism: Glarea lozoyensis ATCC 20868
Lineage: Eukaryota; Fungi; Ascomycota; Leotiomycetes; Helotiales; Helotiaceae
Exons: 1
Coding region: 1-225 (74 amino acids)
Source: RefSeq, a predicted model, not a curated record
AUGCACACCAACUCCGAAAUUGACUGGAGUAAUAUUUUCGCCACUUGGACUGAUGCGUUUGGGGGUUUAGACAUCGAUGGUAUAUUUGAACGUAUUUUGGCAAACGAGGACGAAGCCGGCACCGAUGUAACCAGCGCCAAUAACACUCACGGCAGAGCACAUCGACACCAGCGUCUCACCAAAACGAAACGCCCACCUGAGAUAAAGACAGCUCAAGCGCAGUAG